GAGCAGCAGCUGCCGUGCGCGCCGGGCGCCCAGCGCCGCUGCUCCGCCAGCGCUGCCGCCCGCGCCCCUCGCCUUUGUCCGUGUGCCCCCCCCCCGCCCGCGUCCCGGGGCCCGGCCGGAGCCCACCUCCCGUCCCGGGGCCGGCGGGGCGCGCAGGGGGCGGGGGCCGCGGCUCGCCCCGCUGCCCAUGAGCCGCGGCGGGGCGCGGGGCGCGGGCGGACGAUGGAACUCCACAUCCUGGAGCACCGGCUGCAAGUUGCCAGCGUCGCCAAGGAAAGCCUCCCGCUCUUCACCUACGGCCUCAUCAAGCUCGCCUUCCUGUCGUCCAAGACCAGGUGCAAGUUCUUCAGUCUGACGGAGACCCCGGAGGAUUACACCAUCAUCGUGGAUGAGGAGGGUUUCCUGGAAUUGCCGUCCUCCGAGCACCUGAGCGUGGCCGACGCCACCUGGCUAGCCCUCAAUGUGGUGUCAGGCGGCGGCGGCUUCUCCGGCUCCCAGCCCAUCGGCGUCACCAAGAUUGCCAAGUCGGUCAUCGCGCCGCUGGCCGACCAGAACAUCUCGGUGUUCAUGCUGUCCACGUACCAGACAGACUUCAUCCUGGUACGUGAGCGGGACCUGCCCCUGGUCACCCACACGCUGUCCUCGGAGUUCACCAUCCUGCGGGUGCUCAAUGGCGAAACGGUAGCAGCCGAGAACCUGGGCAUCACCAAUGGCUUUGUAAAGCCCAAGCUGGUCCAGAGGCCCGUCAUUCACCCGCUGUCCAGCCCGAGCAACCGCUUCUGCGUCACCAGCCUGGACCCGGACACGCUGCCCUCCGUGGCCACACUCCUCAUGGACGUCAUGUUCUACUCCAACGGAAUGAAGGACCCCCUGAGCGCCAGCGACGACUGUGGCCACAUCCCCUUCUUCUCCUUCUCGCUCAUCGAGGGCUACAUCUCCCUGGUCAUGGAUGUGCAGACCCAGCAGAGGUUCCCCAGCAACCUGCUCUUCACCAGCGCAUCCGGAGAGCUCUGGAAGAUGGUGCGGAUCGGGGGGCAGCCCCUGGGCUUUGAUGAGUGUGGCAUCGUGGCCCAGAUCUCCGAGCCACUGGCUGCCGCCGACAUCCCCGCCUACUACAUCAGCACCUUCAAGUUCGACCACGCGCUGGUACCAGAGGAAAACAUCCACGGGGUCAUCAGCGCCCUGAAGGUCAGCCAAGCGGAGAAGCACUAGGCGGGAGCGGGGCCCGGUCCCCGGCCGCCCAUGGCCCCCCCACGAGGCCCCUGCAGUAUUUCUCAACGGACUGGAAAAGGGGUCCGGGGCCCCUGAAGAAGGAGGGUCCUGAGAGACGCCCCAGCGACGCCAUCAGGC
Messenger RNA from Sorex fumeus (smoky shrew), 1350 nucleotides. RefSeq names its product cytosolic arginine sensor for mTORC1 subunit 2 (gene CASTOR2). The coding region runs from base 223 to 1212 and encodes 329 amino acids. Gene Ontology annotation, biological process: cellular response to L-arginine; negative regulation of TORC1 signaling. Gene Ontology annotation, cellular component: cytosol. The transcript is spliced from 9 exons. The record is from RefSeq and is a predicted model, not a curated record. Lineage: Eukaryota; Metazoa; Chordata; Mammalia; Eulipotyphla; Soricidae.